Molecule: messenger RNA, 1711 nt
Organism: Sipha flava (yellow sugarcane aphid)
Lineage: Eukaryota; Metazoa; Arthropoda; Insecta; Hemiptera; Aphididae
Product: tRNA modification GTPase GTPBP3, mitochondrial
Exons: 8
Coding region: 361-1665 (434 amino acids)
Biological process (GO): tRNA methylation; tRNA wobble uridine modification
Cellular component (GO): mitochondrion; cytoplasm
Molecular function (GO): GTP binding; GTPase activity; protein binding
Source: RefSeq, a predicted model, not a curated record
CAAGUUCAUCUUUCGAUCACGAACGAUCGUUCAGCUAUUUUCCGUCAACCAUUCGUAUAUUAAUGUUCUUGUAGAUGAUAAUGCGUAUUGUUUUCGACGUGAUAACAACGAAACCCGGUUUAACGUGAGAUAGUGUUGAAUGUCGUUAUCUUGUACGUUCAAACCGAACGAACGUUAUUGCUUACCAAACAACAAGAUCAGUGGCGUAUGUAGAAAAUAUUUUCGGAAGGGGCUACUAUGGACAGAGUUAAAUUAUCACUGCUAUCUAAAAAUAACUAACAAGACACAGUAGGUCUUGGAAAAUGUGGUGUAGCUGUCAUAAGAAUUUCUGGUCCAAAUGCCUCUAAUGCUAUUUUGAAUAUGACUUGUUUAAAGUAUUUACCCGAACCGAGGAAAGCUUGUUUAAAUAAAAUUAUUGAUCCAACAACAAAAGAACAAUUAGAUAAUGGAUUAUUAUUAUGGUUCCCAGGACCUAAAAGUUUUACUGGAGAAGAUUGCUGUGAAUUUCAAAUACAUGGUGGACGAGCGGUUAUUUCAUCAGUACUCCAUGGUUUAUCAAAAUUAUCUAAUUUCCGACCAGCUGACGCUGGAGAAUUCACUAAACGUUCCUUUUAUAAUAAUAAAAUGGAUUUGACUGAAGUAGAAGGUUUGGCUGAUCUUAUUGAAGCUGAUACUGAGCUACAAAGAAAACAAGCAUUGAUGCAGUUAGAAGGUUCUUUAAGACAACUUUACAGUUCAUGGAGACAGUCUCUUUUAGAAAAUUUGGCUAAUGUCGAAGCCUAUAUAGAUUUUAGCGAAACCGAUAAUAUUGAAGACUUUGUACUAGAAAAUGUAAAAGAAAAUCUAGAAAAACUUGCCAGAGAAAUAAAGAUACACUUAUCAGAUAAUAGGUCUGGUGAAAUUUUACGAGAUGGAGUUAAAGUGGCAAUAAUUGGUGCACCAAAUACAGGGAAGAGUAGCCUCUUAAAUGCAUUAUGUAGUAGAGAAGCUGCUAUAGUAACAGAAUUUCCAGGCACAACUAGAGAUCUAAUUCAAGUGCCUCUGGAUGUGUCUGGUUACGCAGUACUUUUAGUUGACACUGCGGGUAUUCGCUCUAAAACCAUAGAUUUGAUUGAAGAAUUGGGAAUGAAAAAAUCUAAAGAUCAGGCUCAAGCAGCCGACAUGGUUAUCUUAGUGAUUGAUGCUUUAUAUCUCACUGGUAUAGAUGACAUGGACUUAUGGCUAGCACAAUAUGCAAAAAAUAUGAAAGUGCAGUGCAGUAAUUGUUUGGUUUAUGUGAAUAAGAUUGAUGUUGUACCUGAAGAUCAAAUUUUUAGAUUCAAAAAAAUAUCUCAAUCUUCUAAAUGGACCAUAUGUUUUGGUUCAUGUAUAGCUGAAAAAGGUCUUACAGAUAUGAUGGAAGUAUUUGAAAACUAUUUGCAGAAAUUAUGUGGAAAUCCAAAUUUUGAACAUCCUCGCUGUAGUCAAGCAAGACAUAGAUAUUGUCUCACAAUAGCAUUAGAAAAUAUUCAAAAAUUUCUCAAAAUAUCCAAGUUAGAUGAAAACAUUGAUAUUGCAGCACAGCUUUUGCAUAAUGCCACAUUAAAUGUUGGAAAAAUCACAGGACAUGUAUCAACUGAAGAAAUACUCGGUGUGAUAUUUUCCAAAUUUUGCAUAGGUAAAUAAAGUAUUAUUUACUCUGUAGUUUUUAAUCAAAGUUUUAAAUUUAAAA